CACUAACUAUGGGGUGGACAACUCUGUGGUUGUGUGUUCUCGCUCUGCCACUAACGAGCGCCGUCCAGGUGAAAGCCAAGAAGGCUCGCCAGUCCAACCAUGUUAACAGCAUCUGCAGCACCUGGGGCAGAGAGCACUUCAAGACCUUCGAUGGAGACGUGUACCAGUUCCCAGGGACUUGUGAAUACAACCUGGCCUCCGACUGCCACUCUGAGUCCUACCAGGAGUUCUCUGUGCACCUGAAGAGGAACGAGGCUACUGAGGAUGAGGGGAACCCUACGGUCAAACACGUAGUGGUCACUAUCAACGACCUGGUCUUCCACCUGACCAAGACUCUGGUCACGGUCAAUGGAGAAAUUGUAACUCUGCCCUACUACAAUGGAGGAGUCCAACUGGAACGGAAUGCAGUUUACACCAAACUCUACUCCAAGGUUGGCCUGGUUGUCAUGUGGAAUGGAGAAGAUGCCGUCAUGGUGGAGCUGGACUCAGAGUACACCAACCGUACCUGUGGUCUCUGUGGAGACUUCAAUGGCCUUCCAGUCCACAAUGAGUUUAUUUAUAAUGGCCGUAAAGUGGGCCCCGUUGAGUUUGGCAACAUGCAGAAAGUCCACAGGCCCAACGAGGAUUGUGAGGACCCCUAUGAAGAGGAAGAUGAACCUGCAGACGUUCAGCCUAGAGAGGACACAUGCAAGGAGUUUCAUGCCCAGUGUGACCAGCUCCUGCGCUCGGCGUUGUGGAGCUCCUGUGGUGCGGUCGUGAACCCUGAACCCUACAUCCAGGCCUGUGUUCAGGACCUGUGUGGCUGCAGCAACACUUCUGAUAGCUUCUGUGUCUGCAGCACCCUGGCAGAGUACUCCAGACAGUGCUCCCAUGCUGGGGGGCAGCCACCCCACUGGAGAACAACAGCCUUCUGUGACAAGCAGUGCCCGUUCAACAUGGUGUAUCUGGAGAGUGGCUCUCCCUGCCUGGACACCUGUACCCACUCAGACACCAGCUCACUGUGUGAAGAACAUCUGAUGGACGGCUGCUUCUGCCCUCACGGGACUGUGUUUGAUGACAUCUCAAAGCGAGGGUGUAUCUCUCAGGACCAGUGUCAGUGCAAACAUGACAAAGUGUAUAACUCUGGAGAAGUUUUCAGACAGGACCGUGAGGAAUGUGUCUGUCACCAUGGUCAGUGGUCCUGUAAAAGCCUGCCCAGCCCUGCUACAUGUGCAGUUGAAGAGGGUUCACACGUGACGACCUUCGAUGGGAAAGCAUACACCUUCCAUGGGGACUGCUACUACCCACUAGCCAAGGUGGAAAGCAAGGAUGAAGCCAGUCCAAAGUUUACUGUUCUGGGCCAGCUGGUUCCCUGCAUAAGACAGAAGUUUGACACUUGCCUCAAGAGCGUUGUGGUCUUGUUGAACAAUGACAGAAACAAUGCUUUGGUGAUUUCCGCCGAUGGGAAAGUCAGCCACAAUGCACAGAUCACUCUGCCUUACAACACAGCUGACAUCAGUGUGUUCCAGCCGUCGUCCUUCCACAUGAUUCUCCAGACCAGCUUUGGGCUGCAGGUUCAGAUCCAGUUGAUCCCUAUCAUGCAGGUCUAUGUCACCCUGGACGAGAGCUACAAGACCAAGACACAAGGUCUGUGUGGGAACUUCAACAAGGUUCUGUCUGAUGACAUGAAAACCCCCCAGGGUAUGGUGGAGGGGACAGCCUCUUCCUUUGGUAACUCCUGGAAGGCUAAUCCUACCUGCAGAGACAGAGAGGAGAGGCUGGACGACCCCUGCUCCCUCAGUGUGGAGAAUGAGAACUAUGCUAAACAUUGGUGCUCCUUGCUAAGAAGUUCUGACAGCACUUUUGCCAAGUGCCAUGCUAUGGUGGACCCCGAGAUUUACUACAAGCGAUGCACAUACGCUAGCUGUAACUGUGAGAAGAGUGAAGACUGCCUGUGUGCCGUCUUCUCGUCCUACGUGCGAGACUGUGCUACCAAGGGAGUGGUCCUGUCGGGCUGGAGAGAGAACGUGUGUGACAAAUACACUGGUAACUGCCCAGCGUCUCAGACCUACUCCGACCAGGUCCAGAGAUGUCAGCUGACCUGUAGCUCCCUGGCCAGCAAACGCCAGGGUUGUACCAACGACUUCCUCCCAGUGGAUGGUUGCUCCUGCCCGGACGGCCUGUACAUGGACGACAGGGGCACCUGUGUACCCAUGGCCAAAUGCCCCUGCUUCCACAACGGCGUCCACAUCAAGCCUGGGAAGUCCAUCAACAUUCAGGAGGAGCACUGUGUCUGCACCAAUGGGAAGCUUCACUGCCGUUCCUGGAAAAUGCGUUCGGAGAGUACCUGCCAGUCGCCCAAGGUGUUCUUAAACUGCUCCAAUGACCUGGGAGUACAGUGUACACGGAGCUGUAGGAACCCAGAUUUCACGGACUGUUUCUCUGCAGAGUGUGAGUCUGGGUGCAAGUGUCCCAUGAGUCUGUGGGAGGAUGGGAAAGGUAUGUGUGUGAAAAAACAUGAAUGCCCAUGCAGCCAUGAUGGAGCCCUCUACGCCCCAGGAAAACAGAUCCCAAACGGAUGUAACACAUGCACCUGUAAGAGUGGGAAAUGGGAGUGCACAGAUAAGAAGUGCCCAGGAUCCUGUACGAUCUACGGCAGUGGCCAUUACAAAACCUUUGAUGAGCGCACGUAUGGCUUCCAAGGAAAAUGUGGCUAUGUGGCUGUCCAGAACAAAUGUGGGAACCGGUCUGGCCAUGACAACUUCACGGUGAUCACAGAGAACAUACCGUGUGGAACCACAGGCACCACUUGCUCCAAGUCUGUCAGGGUUCAACUCGGGAGAACAGAGCUGAAACUAUCAAAGGGGACCUAUGAAGUGGUGAACCUAGGAGUGGGCUCUCAGAUCCAGUACCGAGUGAGGUCCGCCGGUCUGUACCUGAUUGUUGAGUCAGACAUCGGGAUCGCAGUGCUGUGGGACCGCAAAACUACCGUCCGCAUCAUCCUGGAGCCACAGCAUAGCGGAGCAGUGUGUGGCCUGUGUGGGGACUUUAAUGGAGACGGCAGAGAUGACUUCACCACGCAAGGCCAGAUGGUAGUCAGCAGCCCUGUGGAGUUUGCUAACAGCUGGAAGGUGUCAAGCACUUGCCCCGACGCAGAAAGCAACGUCGACCCAUGUGGAGCCAGACCCGACCGUCACAACUGGGCUAAGAUGCAGUGCAGCAUCAUCAGAGGGAAGACUUUCGAACUGUGCCACAAGAAGGUAGACCCUGCUCCGUUCUUUGAGAACUGUGUGAAAGACUCCUGUGCCUGUGAUACUGGCGGAGACUGUGAAUGUUUCUGUACAGCUGUAGCAGCCUACGCCCAGGCCUGCACCGAAGCUGGAGUGUGUGUUGCAUGGAGAACACCAGAGAUUUGUCCUGUGUUCUGUGACUACUACAACGAUCCAGGUGAAUGUGAAUGGCAUUACAGCCCUUGCCAUACACCUUGCUUCAAGACCUGUCUGAAUCCAAAUGGGACCUGUAGCAACCCUAUUCCCAAUCUGGAAGGUUGUUACCCACGAUGCCCUCCAAGAAUGCCUAUAUUUGAUGAAGAGACCGGGGAGUGUGUUGAGAUAUGUGAUGAAAUACCACCACCACCAACAACAACAACACCAAUACCAUCAACAACAACAUCAAUACCACCAACAACCACACCAAGACCACCACCACCAACAACAACAACAACCACACCACCACCACCAACAACAACAACAACCACACCAAUGCCACCAACAACAACAACCACAACAAUACCAACAACAACCACACCAAUACCACCACCAACAACAACAACAACAACCACACCAAUACCACCAACAACAACAACCACACCAACACCACCAACAACCACACCAAUACCACCAACAACAACCACACCAAUACCACCAACAACAACAACCACACCAACACCACCAACAACCACACCAAUACCACCACCAACAACAACCACACCAAUACCACCAACAACAACAACCACACCAAUACCACCAACAACAACAACCACACCAACACCACCAACAACCACACCAAUACCACCAACAACAACCAGACCAAGACCACCACCAACAACAACCACACCAACACCACCAACAACAACAACCACACCAAUACCACCAACAACAACCACACCAACACCACCAACAACAACAACCACACCAAUACCACCAACAACCACACCAAUACCACCACCAACAGCAACAACAACACCCACACCAACAACCACACCAAUACCACCAACAACAACCACACCAAUACCACCAACUACAACAACCACACCAAUACCACCAACAACCUCACCAACACCACCAACAACAACAACCACACCAAUACCACCAACAACAACAACCUCACCAAUACCACCAACAACAACAACCACACCAAUACCACCAACAACAACCACGCCAAUACCACCAACAACAACCACACCAAUACCACCAACAACCACACCAAUAACACCAACAACAACAACCACACCAAUACCAACAACAACAACCACACCAAUACCACCAACAACAACCACACCAAUACCACCAACAACAACCACACCAAUACCACCAACAACAACCACACCAAUACCACCAACAACAACCACACCAAUACCACCAACAACAACAACAACCACACCAAUACCACCAACAACAACCACACCAAUACCACCAACAACAACCACACCAAUACCACCAACAACAACAACAACAACAACAACCACACCAAUACCACCACCAACAACAACAACCACACCAAUACCACCAACAACAACCACACCAAUACCACCAACAACAACCACACCAAUACCACCAACAACAACAACCACACCAAUACCACCACCAACAACAACAACAACAACCACACCAAUACCACCAACAACAACCACACCAAUACCACCAACAACAACAACCACACCAGUACCACCAACAACAACAACACCAAUACCACCAACAACAACAACCACACCAACACCACCAACAACAACAACCACACCAAUACCACCAACAACAACCACGCCAAUACCACCAACAACAACCACACCAAAACCACCAACAACAACCACACCAAUACCACCACCAACAACAACAACAACAACCACACCAACAACAACACCAAUACCAACAACAACUUCCCCCCAGACAACAGAGCCACCAACUACUCCUUGUAUUCCUACUUGUGAGUGGUCAGAAUGGUAUGAUGAAGAUGAUGAUAAAGAUAAGAGUGACUGGGAAACGUAUUGGAAUAUCACACAGAGUGGAAAACAAGUGUGUGAAGAUCCACAGGAUAUUGAAUGUGUAGCUACAGACUAUCCUAAUACGAGCUUAGAGGACUUUGUAGCUGAGACAGGCCAAGUUGUAGAGUGCAAUGUUGACUUUGGUUUAAUAUGUGAACAAAAUAAACAGACUCAGAGACCCUUUAAGUGCAAGAACUAUAAGAUUCGAGUCCUCUGUUGCGUUAUAUGUAUCUCAACAACAAAACCACCCACAACAACCCCAACGACAACCGAAAUAUCAACAUCUGAAAAACCAACCACAACCCCCAGGACAACAGAAGAACCAACCACAACCCCCAGGACAACUGAAGAACCAACCACAACCCCCAGGACAACUGAAGAACCAACCACAACCCCUCCUGUCACAGUCACCACAACCACUAAAGCUCCUACAACAACACAUAAACCAACAACUACCACAGAAGCCACAACUCUACCCACAACACCCAGGACAACUGAAGAACCAAACACAACCCCCAGGACAACUGAAGAACCAACCACAACCCCUCCUGUCACAGUCACCACAACCACUAAAGCUCCUACAACAACACAUAAACCAACAACUACCACAGAAGCCACAACUCUACCCACAACCCCCAGGACAACUGAAGAACCAACCACAACCCCCAGGACAACUGAAGAACAAACCACAACCCCUCCUGAAACAAUCACCACAACCACUAAAGCUCCUACAACAACACCUAAACCAUCAACUACCACAGAAGCCACAACUCUACCCACAACCCCCAGGACAACUGAAGAACCAACCACAACCCCCAGGACAACAGAAGAACCAACCACAACCCCCAGGACAACUGAAGAACCAACCACAACCCCCCGGACAACUGAAGAACCAACCACAACUCCCAGGACAACUGAAGAACCAACCACAACCCCUCCUGUCACAGUCACCACAACCACUAAAGCUCCUACAACAACACCUAAACCAUCAACUACCACAGAAGCCACAACUCUACCCACAACCCCCAGGACAACUGAAGAACCAACCACAACCCCCAGGACAACUGAAGAACCAACCACAACCCCCAGGACAACUGAAGAACCAACCACAACCCCUCCUGUCACAGUCACCACAACCACUAAAGCUCCUACAACAACACCUAAACCAUCAACUACCACAGAAGCCACAACUCUACCCACAACCCCCAGGACAACUGAAGAACCAACCACAACCCCCAGGACAACUGAAGAACCAACCACAACCCCCAGGACAACUGAAGAACCAACCACAACCCCUCCUUUCACAAAGCCACAACUCUACCCACAACCCCCAGGACAACUGAAGAACCAACCACAACCCCCAGGACAACUGAAGAACCAACCACAACCCCCAGGACAACUGAAGAACCAACCACAACCCCCAGGACAACUGAAGAACCAACCACAACCCCCAGGACAACUGAAGAACCAACCACAACCCCAAGGACAACUGAAGAACCAACCACAACCCCCAGUACAACUGAAGAACCAACCACAACCCCUCCUGUCACAGUCACCACAACCACUAAAGCUCCUACAACAACACCUAAACCAUCAACUACCACAGAAGCCACAACUCUACCCACAACCCCCAGGACAACUGAAGAACCAACCACAACUCCCAGGACAACUGAAGAACCAACCACAACCCCUCCUGUCACAGUCACCACAACCACUAAUGCUCCUACAACAACACCUAAACCAUCAACUACCACAGAAGCCACAACUCUACCCACAACCCCAGCAAUCCCCCCCAGGACAACUGAAGAACCAACCACAACCCCCAGGACAACUGAAGAACCAACCACAACCCCCAGGACAACUGAAGAACCAACCACAACCCCCAGGACAACUGAAGAACCAACCACAACCCCCAGGACAACUGAAGAACCAACCACAACCCCCAUAUGAAGAACCAACCACAACCCCUCCUGUCACAGUCACCACAACCACUAAAGCUCCUACAACAACACCUAAACCAUCAACUACCACAGAAGCCACAACUCUACCCACAACCCCCAGGACAACUGAAGAACCAACCACAACCCCCAGGACAACUGAAGAACCAACCACAACCCCUCCUGUCACAGUCACCACAACCACUAAUGCUCCUACAACAACACCUAAACCAUCAACUACCACAGAAGCCACAACUCUACCCACAACCCCCAGCACAACUGAAGAACCAACCACAACCCCCAGGACAACUGAAGAACCAACCACAACCCCUCCUGUCACAGUCACCACAACCACUAAAGCUCCUACAACAACACCUAAACCAUCAACUACCACAGAAGCCACAACUCUACCCACAACCCCCAGGACAUCUGAAGAACCAACCACAACCCCCAGGACAACUGAAGAACCAACCACAACCCCCAGGACAACUGAAGAACCAACCACAACCCCCAGGACAACUGAAGAACCAACCACAACCCCCAGGACAACUGAAAAACCAACCACAACCACCCCUGUCACAGUCACCACAACCACUAAUGCUCCUACAACAACAUCUAAACCGUCAACUACCACAGAAGCCACAACUCUAAUGACAACCACAUCAGCAACAACCCAUGAAUCAGUUGUCACUGGUCCAACAUUGGCACCUCCAACAACAGAAAGCCAAGUCGGUCCAACACCAACCACAACUGGAACACCAACCCCACCACCAAUCACUUGUCCUGAGUGGGACAAAGUGCAAAAUGAAACUUUCUGGCUCUGCAACUGCACAUUGGCCAGAUGCAUUGAAAACAACACCAUUGAGAUAAUUCCAUAUGAAUGCCCAGAGCCUGAGCCAAUCACAUGUGCCAAUGGCAAGAAACCAGUGCUACAGUGGGAUGAAUUCUACUGCUGCCAACGCUUCGUGUGUGACUGCGUCUGUGAGGGUUGGGGAGACCCCCAUUACAUCACCUUCGACGGGCUCUUCUACAGCUUCCAAGGGAACUGUACCUAUGUGCUGAUGGAGGAGAUGAAGCCGCGUCACAACUUUAAGAUCUACAUCGACAAUGUCAACUGUGAUCCCACCGAGGAUGUGUCCUGUCCUCGAGCCAUCAUCGUGUCCUAUCGCUCAACAGUCAUAACACUGAAGAAUCACAACCUCAUUGGAGCUGCUCAGUUGGAGGCUCUUAUUGAUGGAGUUUCCCUGAGACUACCCUUCAAACGAAACGGUGUGAAGGUGAUGACCUCUGGUAUCAACAUGGUCUUGGAGAUUGCACAUCUCCAGGUGGUAGUUACCUUUGGUGUCACUGGCUUCAGCGUCAACCUUCCUUGGCAACACUUUGGCAACAAUACACAGGGACAUUGUGGAACAUGCAACAACAACCAGGCAGAUGACUGCAUGCUGCCUGGAGGUCAGCUGGUGGAGAACUGUGCUGUGAUGGCAGACUACUGGCCAGCCCAGGAUCUCUACCAGCCCGACUGCCCUGUGCCACCUGGAAUCCCCACCAACUCUCCUCUCCCUGAACCCACACAGAAGCCAUGCAAGCCAGACUCCUCUGUCUGUGAUCUCCUGAAGGACAGCGUUUUUGCAGCCUGUCAUCCAUUUGUCUCACCUGACAACUUCUACCAGGGCUGUGUCUAUGACAGCUGCCACGUGUCCAACCCUGCGGUGGAGUGCACCAGUCUGCAGGCAUACGCUGCUGCCUGCGCCCAGUUUGGAGUCUGCAUCUACUGGAGAAACCACACCACGCUAUGUGCCAGCGACUGCCCAGUUGACAAAGUCUACAAGCCCUGCGGUCCUGCCGAGCAGCCAACCUGUGACGACAAUCCAGACGAGUCUAGGAUGAACGUCACCACAGAAGGCUGCUUCUGUCCUGAUGGGAUGAAACUCUUCAACAAGGACUCAGGGAUCUGUGUUGAUAAGUGUGGAUGCAUUGAUCCUGAAGGUGUUCCGCGAGAGUUCAACGAGAGGUUUGAGUACAAGUGCCAGGAUUGCGUUUGUAUGGAGUCCACCAAGAUUGUGACCUGUGAACCCAAGGUCUGCUCCAAACCCCCAGUAGAGAUAUGCACUGGUCCAGGCUUCGUAUAUGUCAACCAAACCGAUCCAUCCGAUCCAUGCUGCUCCAGCCUCGUCUGCCGUUGUGACAGCAGCACUUGCCAGCCUACCAACAUGAACUGUCCUAUUGGGUUCCUGCCAGUGGUUUCUGUCCCUGAGGGAAAAUGCUGUGCAGAGCAUACAUGUGAACCUAAACGAGUUUGUCUCCACAAAGGCCUUGAAUACCAGCCUAAUUCUAAAGUACCAGGAUCAGAGUGCCAAGAGUGCACUUGCACCAAUAAAGUGGAUCCCAAGACUGGUCAUUACCAAAUUGACUGUGGAUUCGUGCAAUGUGACGAAGAUUGUGAAAAGGGAUAUGAGUACCAGGAGCCAGACUAUUCCUCAGAUGACUGCUGUGGUAAAUGUGUUCAGACCCACUGUGUCCUCCAGAUCAAUGGGACCAAGCAGUUGUUGAAGCAUGGAGAUACGUGGUCAGCUCCUGGUGAUAAGUGCCAGCAGUACAGCUGCAUGAAAAACGGUGAUAGCUAUCUGACCCAGAGCUCCUACAUCCAUUGCCCACCCUUCCAGCAGGCCAACUGCCAGCCUGGUUCAAUUCAGACUGCUGCAAACGGCUGCUGUAAAAUUUGUGUGGAGAAGGACAAGGCCUGUAAGAUAGGAUCCAUGAAGACUGUCAUCAACCACAAGGGCUGCCAGUCUAUUGAGAAGGUGGAGAUGCCGUACUGUGAGGGAUCCUGCAACACCUUCACCAAGUACUCUGCGAUGGCUGCGUCCCUGGACCACUCGUGUACCUGCUGCCAGGAGUCCCGGGCCAGUAACCGCACGGUGGAACUACAGUGUCUGAAUGGAGAUGUGGUGCCGUACACCUACCUCCACGUGGAGGAGUGUGGCUGCAGACACAACGACUGCCACAGAGCCAUCAGGGUUCCAGCCCGCAAGGGACGCAGCUACACACUGGUCUAAAUGGGAUCUGUUCUAGUCCAGACGGGACUAGUCCAGCACCAAUCCACUAGCUGCUUACUAAGGAAGACCCUGCUACCCUGCUUCCCAUAGCUGUUAUUUAUCUAACCUCUUGAUUUACAUAUAAAAUGUAGAUUGUAAAUGUAGUAACUUAUGCUUACUUACCUUAUUAAAAUGCAACUUUCAAAUACCUAUGUCCGUUGUUUGUUUUAUUGUAGAAGAGCAUAAACCUUGUCUUGAAAAGCUUCGUUUUAUU
Messenger RNA from Coregonus clupeaformis (lake whitefish), 10485 nucleotides. Its product is annotated as mucin-2-like. The record is from RefSeq and is a predicted model, not a curated record. The transcript has 46 exons. Gene Ontology annotation, molecular function: protein binding. NCBI's taxonomy places the organism in Eukaryota, Metazoa, Chordata, Actinopteri, Salmoniformes, Salmonidae. Gene Ontology annotation, cellular component: extracellular matrix. Bases 9 to 10232 code for a protein of 3407 amino acids.